Molecule: messenger RNA, 591 nt
Organism: Lactuca sativa (garden lettuce)
Lineage: Eukaryota; Viridiplantae; Streptophyta; Magnoliopsida; Asterales; Asteraceae
Source: RefSeq, a predicted model, not a curated record
AUGGAGAUACUUUUCAAGGUUCAAAAGGAUAUCAAGAAAGCUUAUACAAUGUGUUAUCAAAAGUCAGUUCUCAACUACAACAAUUUUCAGUUAUGCACUGUUGCAUUUUAUAACAAGAUAACAGAAGUGCAAACAGAAUUUCAGGUAUCUUUCAAUCUUAACGAUCACAGUAUAGAAUGUUCAUGUGGGAAGUUUACAAUAAUAGGUCUGUUAUGUUGUCAUUCUUUGAGGGUGUUGAUCAAUAAUAAUGUUUACAAGAUUCCGGAUAUGUAUAUUGUGCCAAGAUGGAGAAAAGAUAUCAUAUCAGUGGAAAAGCACAACUUGGGACAACCAUGGGAAUUCUGCAGGACAAAAACUGCAAAACUAAUAGAAGAAGCAUGCAGAGCUGCAGAAUCAUUCAGGGAACAUAUAUUUGAGAGGGUGACGAAGAACCUGAAAGUGGCACAGGUGUUUACAACAUUAGUGGAGGAAAUGAAGGCAAUAGGGCUUGUAUAUGCUAAUGAUUCACAGUGUACUGAUGUUAUGGUUCCCAUGGCCCACAAAGAUAAAAACCCUGUCCUCCUAUUCAUGGGUGGUGGCAUGGGAGACUGA